AUGGAUAACAUAGUAUAACAUGUGGAUGAUGAAUAUAAUGAAGGGAAACAGGAUUCUUAUCAACAACCUGAAAAACUAUCAGACAAUUUAGCAAGAACAGUUUUCUUUGAUUCCAACAAUCUUCCUUAAGUGGAAUGUUACUACCAUAAAGGAUAUUAUAUAUCUAACAUGUGUCGAGCACCUCAAUGUAUAAUACCCUUAUGUCCUCUUUGCAUACAUCUUCAUUCUAAGGAACAUGUCAACGAAGGCACAUAUCCAGUAUUUGAGUCAUUAGAAGUCUUAUUAAAUCAAGCAAGUGAUCAUGUUAAUAAUGAAUUGAAGAAAUUUACUAAUUCAUAUUACGAUAUCAAAAAGCAUGUGAAUACUUUUGAGGUUCAUGCAGAUAAAACUAUAAAAAAGAUUAGAGAAAUUAAGAAACGUAUAUAAGAUGUCGUUGAACAAUUCUUCAAUGGUUUAGAGAAUGAAGUCUAACAUAAAUAGAAGAAGAAUGUGAAUAAUUAAGAGAGAGAUGCUAAACAUUUACUAUCAAUGAUUGAAGAGAGAUGGAGAUCAAUGAAAUAGAUGUUAAAUACAUUUUAGAGUUCUGAUUGUUUAACAGCUCUCAUUCCCUAUUUCACAACAACCUUUUAAGAAGACAAUCAUGUUUAUUAUAAAAAGAUAGGGGAGUACAUAAAUGCAUUUCCAACUGUCAGUAGUGAAGUCUAAAUCGAUUAACAUAGAGCCUCUGAGUUGAGUUUGUUUUUAGGUUCAAUAAUACGAGUUCAGCAUACAUCAAUUCCUGAUUUUAUUGGCAUUCAUUAAUUGCCUACUACCAAUGUUACUGAAAGCACUAAAAUCAAUUCUCUUUAGGGUAGCAGAAUCAAGGAACCAUUGCGUGUCACCAUCCAGGAAAAGAAAACUCAAUUUGAAUCUUAAGAUCAUCAGAAAUUACCUGUUUAGGAUAUUCGAGCUUAAAGAAGUCCACCUCCGAAUGCUUAAUCUAUCUAUCCUUAUCCAGUACACCCCUCUAUGCAUCAAUAUCCUCCAUAGCAUUAUUUACCUCCUCAAUAUCAUAGAUUUUGAAAGACAUUAUUACAAAAUAAUAUUAUAUAAUGAUGCGAUUUAUUAAACUUAAAA
Molecule: messenger RNA, 1116 nt
Organism: Paramecium tetraurelia
Lineage: Eukaryota; Ciliophora; Oligohymenophorea; Peniculida; Parameciidae
Exons: 3
Source: RefSeq, a predicted model, not a curated record